GCGGCCGUCGAGCACGGACGGCUUCGCUCGGCUCCGCUCGGCUCAUCUCGUCGCAUCUCGUCGCAGCUCAGCACAGCACAGGAUCUCACGGCGAGGAAACAUGCCUGUCUCAAGGAUGCGCAUGAGACCCUGGUUGGAAAUGCAGAUUAAUUCCAAUCAAAUACCGGGGUUGAUCUGGAUCAACAAGGAUAAGAUGAUAUUUCAGAUCCCAUGGAAACAUGCAGCUAAGCAUGGCUGGGACAUAGAGAAGGACGCCUGCCUCUUCCGGAGCUGGGCCAUCCAUACAGGAAGAUAUAAAGUAGGUGAGAAGGACCCUGACCCAAAAACCUGGAAGGCAAACUUCCGCUGUGCCAUGAAUUCACUGCCCGACAUUGAAGAAGUGAAGGACAAAAGCAUCAACAAAGGCUCCAGCGCUGUCCGUGUGUACAGGAUGCUCCCACCCCUGACAAAGGACCAGAAGAAGGAAAGGAAGUCAAAGUCUUCAAGGGAAGCAAGAAACAAGAGCAAGAGAAAGCUGCACGAGGAUAUGAGGAUGGAGGAGUCAGCAGAACGACUAACCAGCACCCCUCUGCCCGAUGACCACAGCAGCUACACCGCUCACGACUACACGGGGCAGGAAGUGGAGGUGGAGAACACGUCCAUCACCUUAGACCUCUCGUCCUGCGAGGUGAGCGGCUCCCUGACCGACUGGAGGAUGUCGAAUGAAAUCGCCGUGGCUGACAGCACCAACGACCUCUACCAGCUCCAGGUGUCCCCUCUGGGUUCGUCCUCAGAAGUUGCGGAUGAAGAUGAGGAUGAAAUGAAACCACACAUGAUAAAGCCAUUCGAAUCCGCCCAGGACUGGCACACAACCAGUGUUGAGGGGAAGGGCUUCUUCACCAACGAGCCGGGCACGCAGACCAUGUGCAGCACGUUUGGCUGCGAGAUCGACAUGUCUUCAGGGGAUUUGGAGUUCCACAUGCUGGACCAGAAGAGCAGCCUGGAUUUCUCCUGGCUGGACUCCGUCAGAUCCCUGCAGCCCAUCUCCUGCAGCCUGUAAACCCUUGGCUUCCCAGCCCGUGAACUGCAGUUCUGUAGAGACUCUUAGAGACCUGAAGGGAAUGGCAGAAGUCUCUUGUUACUGGCUGGAAGAGGAAAGAAGCCGUUUUAUUCCGUUUCAGUUUUAGGCCUAAAAAAGCAAGAAAAUCUCCAUGAGAAGCAGAGGAGCCCAUCUCACGCAUGGGGCACCGGUGCUGUGCUCCCAAGGUGAUGCUCAUACUGCGGGCCAGGAGGUCCUGCAUCCCCAGCACCCAGCACUUUACUCAUGGGGUGCUUAGGAGACAGUGCAAUGGGUCUCUGUUGGUUGCUGCUCACUUGUGCAACACUGCUGAUGUGAUGAGCUUAAUGACUCUCAUUACACUUAGUCAGAGAGACUGCACUAAUUGGCCCUCUCUCUUCUUCCAUUUGCUCCAGCACAUAGUUCAAGUUCAGAUCAGAUCUUUCCAACUCAUGUAAAUAGUUCUGACCAAUAAAAUGUGAAAAUUCA
Messenger RNA from Centrocercus urophasianus (Greater sage-grouse), 1525 nucleotides. It is a transcript of the gene IRF1, whose product is annotated as interferon regulatory factor 1. The record is from RefSeq and is a predicted model, not a curated record. Gene Ontology annotation, molecular function: DNA-binding transcription factor activity, RNA polymerase II-specific; RNA polymerase II cis-regulatory region sequence-specific DNA binding. Lineage: Eukaryota; Metazoa; Chordata; Aves; Galliformes; Phasianidae. The transcript is spliced from 10 exons. Gene Ontology annotation, biological process: regulation of transcription by RNA polymerase II; immune system process. Gene Ontology annotation, cellular component: nucleus. Bases 101 to 1039 code for a protein of 312 amino acids.